Molecule: messenger RNA, 4017 nt
Organism: Onychomys torridus (southern grasshopper mouse)
Lineage: Eukaryota; Metazoa; Chordata; Mammalia; Rodentia; Cricetidae
Gene: Ap1g1
Product: adaptor related protein complex 1 subunit gamma 1
Exons: 24
Coding region: 345-2822 (825 amino acids)
Biological process (GO): intracellular protein transport; Golgi to vacuole transport; receptor-mediated endocytosis
Cellular component (GO): Golgi apparatus; membrane coat; AP-1 adaptor complex
Molecular function (GO): clathrin-cargo adaptor activity
Source: RefSeq, a predicted model, not a curated record
CAGCCCCGACCCUUGCUACGCUUUGCGUCGCUCUGCCAGGCGCAGUCGCCUCCUCCUUGGCAAAUAGUCCUCGGCAGGGUCCGAGUUUUCGGGUCAUCCGAGGUGGGAAACAGGAGAGGUUGCAGUUGAAGGGACGCGGAGUUGACGAGGAGAGGGAGCUGAGGAGCGACGUCCUCUCAGGAGCGCGUGAAGUGAGUUAGAAACUCCCUCCCUGCCCGGGAUCCCUCCGCCUGCAGUAGCGGUGGUGAGGCCGAGGGAGCCGCCAUUUUGGAUGUUCGGUUCCUGCUGCCACUGCUGCCGCCGCCCCCGAAGCUGCUGGUUUCAUUCGAGGUUUCGGGCCGAGGAUGCCAGCCCCCAUCAGAUUACGGGAGCUGAUCCGGACCAUCCGGACAGCCCGAACCCAAGCUGAGGAACGAGAAAUGAUCCAGAAAGAAUGUGCUGCAAUCCGGUCAUCAUUUAGAGAAGAAGACAAUACAUACCGGUGUCGGAAUGUGGCAAAAUUACUAUAUAUGCACAUGCUGGGCUACCCUGCUCACUUUGGACAGUUGGAGUGCCUCAAGCUAAUCGCCUCACAAAAAUUCACAGACAAACGCAUUGGGUAUUUAGGAGCAAUGCUGUUAUUAGAUGAAAGACAAGAUGUGCAUCUUCUCAUGACCAAUUGUAUCAAGAAUGAUCUUAAUCAUAGCACGCAGUUUGUACAGGGGCUAGCACUCUGUACCCUCGGCUGCAUGGGCUCCUCAGAGAUGUGCAGAGAUCUUGCAGGAGAAGUAGAGAAGCUUCUGAAAACCUCCAACUCUUACUUAAGAAAAAAGGCAGCACUGUGUGCUGUUCAUGUCAUCAGGAAGGUGCCUGAGCUCAUGGAGAUGUUUUUACCAGCAACAAAAAAUUUACUGAAUGAGAAGAACCAUGGUGUCCUUCACACGUCUGUAGUCCUCCUCACAGAGAUGUGUGAGCGGAGCCCAGACAUGCUCGCACAUUUCAGAAAGAAUGAAAAGCUUGUGCCCCAAUUAGUUCGAAUUCUAAAGAACCUCAUCAUGUCCGGAUACUCCCCAGAACAUGAUGUUUCUGGGAUCAGUGACCCCUUUUUGCAGGUACGAAUUUUGCGGUUAUUAAGAAUUUUAGGACGAAAUGAUGAUGAUUCCAGUGAAGCUAUGAAUGAUAUAUUAGCACAGGUUGCCACUAAUACAGAGACUAGUAAAAAUGUAGGAAAUGCUAUUCUUUAUGAAACGGUUUUGACUAUCAUGGAUAUUAAAUCAGAGAGUGGAUUGAGAGUUCUAGCCAUAAAUAUUCUUGGUCGAUUCUUAUUGAACAAUGACAAAAAUAUUAGAUAUGUUGCUCUGACAUCUUUGUUAAAGACUGUGCAGACAGAUCAUAAUGCUGUACAGAGGCACAGAAGCACAAUUGUGGACUGUCUAAAAGAUCUGGAUGUCUCAAUAAAAAGACGUGCAAUGGAGUUGAGUUUUGCCCUGGUAAACGGGAAUAAUAUCCGAGGCAUGAUGAAGGAAUUACUUUAUUUUCUGGAUUCAUGUGAACCAGAAUUUAAAGCCGAUUGUGCAUCUGGAAUCUUCCUCGCUGCAGAAAAGUAUGCACCUUCCAAACGGUGGCAUAUAGAUACAAUUAUGCGUGUCCUGACAACGGCAGGAAGUUAUGUUCGGGAUGAUGCGGUCCCCAACUUGAUUCAGUUAAUCACCAAUAGUGUGGAGAUGCAUGCAUACACUGUCCAGCGCUUGUACAAGGCAAUUCUUGGGGAUUAUUCUCAACAACCGUUGGUACAAGUGGCUGCGUGGUGUAUAGGUGAAUAUGGCGAUCUUCUUGUGUCUGGCCAGUGUGAAGAGGAAGAGCCUAUUCAGGUGACUGAAGAUGAAGUGCUGGAUAUCUUAGAAAGUGUCCUGAUCUCUAAUAUGUCCACCUCUGUGACACGAGGGUAUGCUCUCACUGCCAUUAUGAAGCUUUCUACUCGAUUCACCUGUACUGUAAACCGGAUUAAGAAAGUGGUGUCUAUCUAUGGAAGCAGCAUCGAUGUAGAGCUCCAGCAGAGGGCAGUAGAAUACAAUGCACUUUUUAAGAAAUAUGACCAUAUGAGGUCUGCCCUACUUGAAAGAAUGCCUGUCAUGGAAAAAGUGACCACAAAUGGCCCUUCUGAGAUUGUGCAGACAAAUGGGGAGACAGAAGCAGCUCCACUGGAGACUAAACCACCACCUUCUGGGCCCCAGCCCGCCAGCCAGGCCAAUGAUUUAUUGGAUUUGUUGGGAGGAAAUGACAUAACACCUGUUAUUGCAACUGUACCUACCAGCAAACCGGCUUCUGCUGGUGGAGAACUUCUUGACUUGCUGGGAGACAUCACCCUAACAGGUGCUCCAGCUGCUGCUCCUGCCCCUGCCUCAGUGCCACAGAUAUCCCAGCCCCCCUUCUUGUUGGAUGGGCUUUCGUCACAGCCUCUCUUCAAUGACAUUGCCCCAGGUAUCCCCUCUAUCACAGCAUACAGUAAGAAUGGCUUGAAGAUAGAAUUCACCUUUGAACGGUCAAACACCAACCCCAGCGUAACAGUGAUAACGAUACAGGCCUCUAAUAGCACAGAGCUAGACAUGACGGACUUUGUUUUCCAAGCUGCAGUACCAAAGACAUUCCAGCUGCAGCUUCUGUCUCCGAGCAGCAGCGUUGUCCCAGCAUUUAACACAGGGACCAUCACGCAAGUCAUUAAGGUUCUGAAUCCACAGAAGCAACAGCUGCGAAUGCGGAUCAAGCUCACAUACAACCACAAGGGCUCAGCAAUGCAAGACCUAGCAGAAGUGAGCCAUUUCCCCCCUCAGUCCUGGCAGUGAGGGCCAGCACCAUUCUCAUCCUUACCCACUCAAUCAAAGGAAUUCUGGGAAGGAGGUCGUGAUUGCUGGCAAGUCCCCCAACUGUACCAUGGGCACGAGGAGCUGAGAGAACUGUCAAGGGGGUUCCUCAAGUUACUGCUGACCUUGAAGCAUCGGUAAAGACUAAAGUCCUCUCCUCCGCUCUUGAGGCUGGCUGCUUCUGGAGGCUACUUUGCACUCUCUCCUCUUCUCCCUUUUCCACACUUCACCCCUCCCACAUUUGCAGCCAGAAUCAACAUUCUCUGGGCCACGGAGGCAAUCAGCAGCUGGCCUGGAGGAGAGGACUGGAAUUCAUGGCAAGAAAACACUCGCUCUGUCUCUGCAGCAAAGAGUGGCCCUUUCUUUCUACUGUUGUAUCUCUGUGGACUGGGCAAGGUGGGGUGUUCGUUCCUCACUAGCUGGUUACCAUCCUAAGGCGCUUUUUACAUCGGCAUUUGGAAAUGGAAUUGUAACAAUGGACAUAAGGGAGCCCUGCCCUUUUCUGCUGGUUCUCCCAAUGUUUGAAAGAGGCAUUAAGCUCCUGGUAGCCUUUUCUGUGCAUUGCUGUAUACACAGACACACAUGUAUGUAUGUAUGUUUGUUAUAAAAAACAAAACAAAACUGGUUAGACCUUGAGAGGUUGUUUGUAAACACUGGACAGAUGCAGUUCAAAGAGCUUUUGUUGAGAUUUGGCAUGAAGGACAUGGUGCUCUAUUUGUAAUAGAAACUUCCAAGGCUCUUCCAGCUCCCCAUUCUCUCCAUUCUUCAGCUGUAGUCAUGAGUUCUCUCUCCAUGAUGUUCAAAAUCAAUUCCCCUUAAAGUGCAAAGCGGACACUUUCUACAAGAUACAUGAUUAGUUGUUAUUGCCCCUAUUCCCACCACAGUGUCUCCCUAAGCCUGUCAUCUGCCUGGGUGAGCUGUGGUAAAUGGGUCAAAAGAGGAGUUCAGUCUUAAGGAGCAGACUCCGUCACAAAACACCAUAGCCCAUAGGAAGAGCAGUACCAGACUUCAUCUGGAGCACACUGGAGUCAGUUCAUCCAUUGCUCCAAACCUCCCUUUUCAUUUCCUGAGCCUGGCUUGGACCUUGGCAUUCCAUUUGAAUUCCUUCUUCUAACUGGAACAUUUGUGUUGUAUCUGUAACACUGGCACUGAAAUAAAGACCACACGGUUAAAGAAA